This is a messenger RNA of Ambispora gerdemannii, 891 nucleotides long. Lineage: Eukaryota; Fungi; Glomeromycota; Glomeromycetes; Archaeosporales; Ambisporaceae. The record is from the annotation of a GenBank genome assembly.
AUGCCUUUCCAUCCCGCCUUUCCUACGGAAACUAUUAACGAAAACGAAGCAACUAUUAACCGAUUAAUAACGGAAAAAGAAGAAUUGAUUAAGCAACUAACUGAAAUACAAGAGCAAGGAGUAGGAGAAACGAACCAAACUAGGCUUUUUGAACUAAUUAAACAACUAGAAAAAAAAGAGGCGGAAAGUCAAGAACUAAAUCAAACUAAUCAGUUUUUAGAACAAGAAUUAAUCGUUUUACAAAAUCAAAUAAAACAAAAAGAGCAAGAGAUAAGGCAGGCCAACCAAGAAAUUAAACAAAAAAACCAAAACUUAACUAAUUUAGAAACCAAUUUAGAGGAAAAAGACCAGCAAAUAAAUAAACUUCGUCAGCGGUGCCAGCAACUAAACGAAAAGGAAAAGAAAUACCGCCACAGUAGAGAAAGGUUAGAAACCGAUUUAGAAAAAGUGCUUAGUCAGCAAACCCAGCAAACGCUCCAAGUACGGAAAUACCAAGCCCAAAUUCAAUAUUUAAAGGAAAAGAACCAAAAAUUAGAGAGCGAACAAAUUCAAUUAUUAACGGAAUUACAACAAAACCAAAACCAGCAAGAGCCAAUUAGUAAAGAACUAGCCGCCAAAGAACAAAAAUUAACCGAAUUACAAGCUACUUUAAGCAUCCGCGAAGAAGAAUUAGAUAAUUUAGUAGAAGAGUUAAGAAACAAAGAAGCGGGGGUUUCUUUGGCCGAAUAUGAAGAAUUAAAAAAGGAACUAGAAGCUGGAAAAAAAGAUUACCAAACUAUUAUUAACCAUUAUGAAAACUUACUAGCUAACUCCCAUAUAGAACUAGCCCAGCAAAAGAAAGAAAAAGAAAAGUUAGAACAGCAAAAUAAUACUGAAAAUAAUCAGAACUGA